AUGGAAUUGGGGGAGGGCGGGAAGCCAUGGACGGGGCUCUGCACGGUGGUGGCGGUGGAUUCGAGCUCCACGAGUUACAGGGCCUGCGGCGUCUGCGAGCGGACCCUCUCCGACGGCGCCUGCCAUUACUGCAGCCGCAAUGGCUUCAACCCCGGUUCUUGCGCCGACAGGCGCUUCUUUCGUCUCCUCGUGAGUAUCCCCUCCCUCUCCCGAAUUUGAGGAGCCAUCGAUCCUUUAACACGAGAUGGGAGCGUUUGAGUGAUCCCUCUCAUUCUCUGCUCUUUCUGGUCAGAUCUUCAUCGGCCCAGGGGAGGUUCAUUGAACCGAGGAAUUCAUAAUCUUCUGAUCUCUGUGGGUAUUAUGCUUGCAGAUCUCUGUGGCUACACCCGACAGGGUCGUGGCGGUGAUGUGCUUCGACAGGGUGGCGCAGGGUCUCUUCGGCUGCCCUGCUGACGAGUUCUUUGACUUCUGCAGAGUCAACCCAGAUGCGGGUAGCGAUGCAAUCCAUCCCGCCGUCCCUCUUCUCUGUCAGCUUGUAAGAUCUUCGAAUGAGGCCGUUGACCGAGAGAUCCUCUUUUCCUCUCUCUCCUUCAGCGGAGACCGCCUGCAGGAUGCUGGAGGGCGAGCCGUUCAAGAUGGCGUUGACCAGACCAAGGAGCGGGAGCGCCCAACACCUCAGGGUCAGCUCCAUGGUCCCUCUGUCCUCCGAAUUCCGGCCUCUGAUGGAGCUCCUCAAAGCCGGGAGGUCCACGCCGAGCAGGAUGAUGAGAACCAUGUGA
Molecule: messenger RNA, 779 nt
Organism: Spirodela intermedia
Lineage: Eukaryota; Viridiplantae; Streptophyta; Magnoliopsida; Alismatales; Araceae
Source: the annotation of a GenBank genome assembly